CUGAAAUUUCUAUUUCACCGUACUUGUAAAUCAAUUUCUUUUCAUUCUUGCACAAUUUCAUAAACCCUUUUCUUUCCUCCUUUUUUUUUCUGCACUUCGUUUUAUGGGUUUCUAAUUACUUGUCUCUUUUGUUAAUUUAUUACAAAUUCCUUCGUGGGUUUCUGCUAAUUUCCUCAAUUUCAUGCAAAAAAGGAAAAACAAUUGUCACCCAACGCUCAUUGCCAUUUUCUUUCUUAUAAUAAUCGUAGUAUUUGGCACAAAAAGCGGAAAUAAAUAAAUAAAUAAACUGAAACAAACCCUUUUCUGGUUCUCUAACACUUUUUUUUUUUUUUUUUUAAUAAUUGUUCUUUGCUUUAAGGAUAAAGGCGUAAUCUUGUUGAAUUGUUGGAGGAAAAAUGAAGGAUCAUGAAGCAAAGAUGCCUAGAAUGGAGGAUAUAUUAAGCCUUCCUGUGCAAGAUCCUCCAUAUGCAGAGUUUUCUGCUGCUCAUCUAAAUUGGGUGAAAGUAGAAGGCGGUCGUCAAGGUGGUGACGACAUUGCACUAAUUCCUUUUGCUAGAGUGGAUGAUUUUGUCAAAGGAGAAUCCAGUAAUGCAGAAUGUCCGGCUCGUUUCCGAGUUGAAUCGAGAAGGAAGAGGCUUGAAGGGAGUCUCAACAAACCAAGGGUUGAUGGAUAUCUUGAAUAUACACUGUAUUGGUGCUCUUAUGGUCCUGAAGACUACAGGGACAGUGAAUCUGGUAUUGGAGAAAACUCGAGCAUUAAACCCACUUCUGGUAAGGGAAGUAGGCCUGGGAGACGACACAUGAUGAGGGGAUGCCUUUGCCAUUUUACUGUUAAACGCUUAUACACCCGUCCACUCCUUGCCCUUAUAAUCUACAAUCAGAGAAAUCAUGUGGACAAAACAGGAGCACCUUGUCAUGGAAUACUUGAUCAGGAAGCUGUAGGUACAAGAGCAAUGUAUGCUCCUCGUAUUUCUGAGGAACUACGUCAAAAAGUGAUGUCCAUGCUUCAUGUUGGAAUAUCUUUGGACAUGAUAAUCCAACAUCACAUGGAACAGGUGCAGAGGCAUGGAGGAGCCCACACCCGGGAUGAUUUUCUGACUCGUAAUGAUGUGCGUAAUAUGGAAAGGAUUAUCCACAAAUCAUCCCAUGAAUUACAUGCCAAUGACAAAUGCAGUGUAAUGAUAUGGGUGCAACGCCACCGUAAGCAUGUUUUUCAUUUACAAGAGAAAUCCGGUUCUGAACCUUUUAUAUUAGGGAUACAGUCAGAUUGGCAGCUUCAGAAGAUGCUUCGUUAUGGACAUAAUGCAUCCAUUGCUUUUCAUUCAGCAUAUAACUCUAAAACAUUUGAGUAUGCUUUGUGCUCUCUGCUUGUAUUUGACUCUUCCCAGAAUCCGAUUCCAAUUGCCUGGGUCAUUACCUCUAGUUUGCCUGGUCAAAGUAUUCACAAAUGGAUGUCGACUCUUGUUGAAAGAAUUCAUCAGAAGGACCCAAGGUGGAGACCUUGUGCAAUUCUAGUGGAUGAUCCUUCUGUUGAGGCUUCAGUUAUAAGAGAGGCCUUCCAAUGCCGCGUUUUAUUAUCCCUUUGGCAUGUGCGUCGUGGUUGGUUGAAAAGCCUUUUGAAGAAUUGCAGCAAUUUUGAUGUGCAGAGGGAGAUGUUUAAGCAUGUAGGCAGGAUUUUGUACUGCUCAAAAAGUGGGCGAAAUGUGGUUGAUGCUGUUGAAGAGUUCAUGCAAAUAUAUGUCGAUCAGCAUGCAUUUAUAGAACACUUUAGAAGCAAAUGGUUGCCAAAGAUAGAAUUGUGGGUCAAUUGUGUCAGAACUCUCCCGGUAGCAAAUCAAGAGCCAUAUGCUUCAAUAGAAGUAUAUCACUUAAGAUUGAAAUCCAAAGUUCUAAAUUUGUUAUGUGCAAAUUCUCAUCGCAGACUUGACUUCUUGAUCCACACAUUAACAACUCAAUUUCACUCCUUGUAUUGGUUUGACCAAUAUAUUGCAGAGACUGGACAUUUUGAAAAUCUGAGGGAUAGGUAUGUCUCGACCAACUCUUGGUAUCAGGCUAUGCACAUCCCUGACGUGGAUGUGCUACUAGACGAGGAAAAUCUCGAGUUUGCAAAGGUCGUUUCUCAGGCAGACAGUACUGUGGCAUAUACAAUUUGGAACCCAGGUUCGGAGUUCGCACUCUGUGAUUGCUCGUGGUCAAUGGUGGGUAAUAUUUGUAAGCACGUGAUUAAGGUUGCAAUCUUCUGUAGAAGUCGACAGGUAGCAAGGCCAUUAUUGGCUGCUCAAGUUUAUAGGCAGGUGUUGCUUAGCCUCCUAGAAAAUAUGCCGGAUGAUCCUCUGGUUCUUGAACAUGCCGUAUCGCAUGUGACGCGGUUGCAACAGGACAUCAACAGCUUGGAGGAAUUGUCAAGUAGCGGAUUAUUGCAGCCACUACCUUCUGAUACAAACUUCCAAAUGCCAGAUAAUCUCCACCCUUUUCCACGGCUUCAUUAAUCUGCGCUUUCUGUCUGAACUUGUAUCAUGAGGAUCCCUGAAAACAUCCAUGUUGAAGCAGAAUAUUUUAUGGAAAAUGGCAUCAUAGGUCCCCAACCUAUAGUCAGAUAGAAUAUGGUCCGCAACCUUUAAAAAGGAGCAUGUUGGUCCUCAACCUAUCAUUAUUGUUUCACAAUCAGACCCCACGAGGGCCAUGCAAUGAUUUAAUGAAGAUUUGAACGGUUUUGAUUUUUGAGGACUGAUUUUGCAACUAUAGUUGAAAGUUAAGGACCAACUUGUUUGUUGGACUUGGAUCAGGGACCAACUUGCUACUGGGUAAUAGUUUGGAUACCAAUGGCACAUUCUUCUCGUAUUUACUCUCUAGAUUUCAGAAAUUGGUCAGAUUUCAGGCUGUUUUGUUAAUCUUGAGUUCUUCAAAGUAGAGUAAAGAUCUUAAGACUUGUCGUCAUGCAGACCGUGGACGGAUGCAAUUAUCAAAUUGGUGGUGGCGGCAGAUGGAGGAGACGGUGGUGGAGAAUGUACUACACAUGGAAGAGCCGGGGGGGGAGGGACAAUAAAAUAGUUUUGUACUAGGCUGAUACGUGGGGAAAAAAGGGCUGCUCCUCUCCCCUCCCUCCACCCGAGUUUGAUGGCGGAGUUGAAGAAAGAUUACUGAUGGCGGCCUUGGCUUAUUUGUUAAUGAAGGGAGUUGGCGGUGAUGGUGCCUGCAUGGAAAGAGCGGUCGACUGUGAGAUUUGAUGGCCGAGUUGAAGACAAGCAGUCGAGGCAGGUUUGUGGACAUGCUAAUGCAGGGUGGUGAUGGUGGACAUGAAGGUUCUGCACAUGGAAAUAGUGGCUUUUAAAAUUAGUUAAUAAAAUAAUUAAACUUAGCUUGAAUAAUCUAAGCAAAUAAGACCUUAAUCUACGAAUUAUUUUUUUGUUUCGAUAUCAUUACCAGUAUCGAGUCAAUAUACUUUGUUUCGAUUUUCUUUGAAGUAUCAAUACUUUUUCAAUUUAUUACACAUAAUUUUGAGUAGUAGUGGACACAAAAAGAGUGGUGAACUCGUUAUAAA
Olea europaea var. sylvestris is the source of this 3541-nucleotide messenger RNA. RefSeq lists its product as uncharacterized. The coding region runs from base 396 to 2489 and encodes 697 amino acids. The transcript is spliced from 7 exons. Lineage: Eukaryota; Viridiplantae; Streptophyta; Magnoliopsida; Lamiales; Oleaceae. The record is from RefSeq and is a predicted model, not a curated record. Gene Ontology annotation, molecular function: zinc ion binding.